Messenger RNA from Lolium rigidum, 2015 nucleotides. Its product is annotated as transcription factor PCF5-like. The transcript is spliced from 2 exons. The coding region runs from base 166 to 1500 and encodes 444 amino acids. The record is from RefSeq and is a predicted model, not a curated record. Gene Ontology annotation, biological process: regulation of secondary shoot formation. Gene Ontology annotation, cellular component: nucleus. NCBI's taxonomy places the organism in Eukaryota, Viridiplantae, Streptophyta, Magnoliopsida, Poales, Poaceae. Gene Ontology annotation, molecular function: sequence-specific DNA binding; DNA-binding transcription factor activity.
GCUGCAGAUGAGGACCACCACCACCACUACCGCCUGCUGCAGCUCCACCAAGAAGAACAAGUGCAGCGGGACCAAGAACCGCCGCAAGUCCCCGUCUUCCAGCUCUCCCACCUGCAGGCCGCGUCCGUGAGGCAGCCGGGGGCCGAGUAUGCCCUUCUCUCGCCCAUGGGCGACGCCGGCCAGUCCCACCACCAUCACCACGGCCUCCAGACGCAGCUCCUGUCCUUCGGCGGAGGCCACCACCCCCACAUGCACCAGUUCACGGCCCAGCCGCAGCCGACCCAGACGCGGGCGCGAGGAGGACGCGGCGGCGGCGGCGAGCUGGUUCCCGCGGCGACGCCCGCGCGUGUGAGGGGCGGCGGGGGCGGGGAGAUCGUGGCGGUCCAGGGCGGGCACAUUGUGCGCUCCACGGGGCGCAAGGACCGGCACAGCAAGGUCUGCACGGCGCGCGGGCCCCGCGACCGCCGCGUGCGCCUGUCGGCGCACACCGCCAUCCAGUUCUACGACGUGCAGGACCGCCUCGGCUACGACCGCCCCAGCAAGGCCGUCGACUGGCUCAUCAAGAACGCCAAGGACGCCAUCGACAGCCUCGACACCCUCCCCGCCUGGCAGCCCACCGCCGCCACCAAUGCCGCCGCCGCCGCGCCGCCCUCCUCCUCCACCCACCACGACUCCGCCGACAACUCCGACGACCAGGCGCAGGCCAUCACCAUCGCGCACACCUCCUUCGACUUCGCCGGCUCUGGCGGCGGCGGGGCCCACGGCGGCGGCAUCACCUUCCCGCCGUCGCUCGACUCGGACACCAUCGCCGACACGAUCAAGUCCUUCUUCCCGAUGGGCGGCACCGCGGGCGGAGAGGCGUCGUCGUCCACCGUGGCGGCGAACUCGUCGGCAAUGAGUUUCCCGGGCUACACACCGGACCUCCUGUCGCGGACCGGCAGCCAAAGCCAAGAACUUCGGCUGUCGCUGCAGCCUUUACCAGACCGCAUGUUCCACCACCACCAGCAGCAGGAGCAGCAGCAUCGGUCGCACGGCCACGACGGCAACGGCACCGCGCAGCAGGCCAUCUUCCCCGGCGCCGCCAACUACUCGUUUGGCGGCGGCGGCGCCAUGUGGGGAGAGCAGGCGCAGCAGAGCCAGCGCAUGCUGCCGUGGAGCGUGCCCGACCCAGGCGGCGGGACCGCUGGCGGCGGCUACCUGUUCAACGUGUCGCAGCAGGCGGCGCACAUGCAGGCGGCGCUCAGUGGCCAGAGCCAGUUCUUCUUCCCGAGGGGACCCCUUCAGUCCAGUAACCAGCCCUCCGACCGAGGAUGGCCGGAAACCGUCCAAGCUGACAACAACAACAACCAGAUGCAGCAGGGCUUGAACCCCUCCAUCGGGUUCGCUCAAGGCGUCAGCUUCUCCGGAUUCCGGCUCCCCGCGAGGAUACAGGGCGACGAGGAGCACAACGGCGGCAAUGGCGACAAGCCGCCGUCCGUGUCCUCGGCUUCCCACCACUGACAGCAGCAGUGGACGACAGAUGACUUCACCACCAACCACCUUGUACAAGUAACAGCGACAGCAGCUCCCCCAGUCGCAUCACUGUGUUGAUCUGCUACCACUUCUUCUUGACAAGAGAACUGGUGACUGCAACCAGGAGGAGCAAAAUUCGGUUUGUUGGUUGGUUGGUUUGGUUUUCCAUCUCUUCUGCUAGGUGUGUCAUUGGUUUUUGCUUCAAGAAUUCGAUCGCUGGGAGCAUCUUAGAAUUAGGCUUGUGAGAGUAUGCAGCACCGGGCCUGGCCAGCCUCUGUGUUUGUUGCAUUGCAGUAGAUGUAGUCGAUGUUGUAGCUGUCGAUCGUAGGUCAAGCUUGAUUGCUUUCUUUUACCAGUUGGUUAUGAUGCAUGGAUGAUGUGCUUUGCUUCUUCCUGCGGAUUCAGGACCCAGAAGCAGUGUCCGCCGCUGCUACUACUAAUGUUGUUCUUGAACUUUUUAUAUAAAUGGAUGAUGGGGAGAGGAGUCUUCCACUCUAUCUUUA